This is a messenger RNA of Fusarium venenatum, 1794 nucleotides long. Its product is annotated as glycoside hydrolase superfamily. Gene Ontology annotation, molecular function: oligo-1,6-glucosidase activity; glucan 1,4-alpha-maltotriohydrolase activity; alpha-amylase activity. Lineage: Eukaryota; Fungi; Ascomycota; Sordariomycetes; Hypocreales; Nectriaceae. The record is from RefSeq and is a predicted model, not a curated record. Gene Ontology annotation, biological process: sucrose catabolic process; maltose catabolic process.
AUGACUGUCAACAAACGCACAAAGCAGUGGUGGAAGCAGGCCACUAUCUACCAAAUCUACCCUGCAUCCUUCUGCGACUCCAAUGGCGAUGGCAUGGGAGAUCUUCAAGGCAUCAUAUCCAAGUUGGACUAUAUUUCCAGCUUAGGUGUUGAUGUUAUUUGGGUCUGUCCUAUGUAUGACUCACCACAAGUUGACAUGGGCUAUGACAUCUCUAACUAUGAAGAUGUCUAUGGUCCCUACGGUACUCUCCAAGAUAUGGAAGAGUUAAUCCGCAAGACUCAUGAAAAGGGCAUGAAGAUCAUGCUUGAUCUUGUUAUCAACCAUACUUCUGACAAGCAUGCCUGGUUUGAGGAGUCAAGACUUAGCAAGGAUAGCCCCAAGCGUGAUUGGUACAUCUGGCGACCUGCCAAGUACUCAGAUGAUGGUCAACGUCUCCCUCCAAACAACUGGCGCUCCAACUUUGGAAAGGGCAGUGUCUGGGAAUGGGAUGAGGCAACAAGGGAGUAUUAUCUUCAUCUCUUUGCUAAGGAGCAACCCGAUCUCAACUGGGAGAACCCAGAGACCAGAAGGGCCAUCUAUGCUUCCUCUAUGGAAUUUUGGCUUGACAGAGGUGUCGAUGGCUUCCGUGUUGAUACUGUCAACAUGUAUUCCAAGAUCCAGGACUUCCCGGAUGCGCCUAUCGUCGACCCCAAAGCUGAGUACCAACCUGCUGGACUCCUCUACUGUAACGGCCCUCGGAUGCACGAGUUUCUCAGCGAGAUGAGCGAGGUUCUUGAACGAUACGAUGCUAUCACUGUUGGUGAACUGCCCCAUACACCAGACUUAGAGCGCGUCUUGCGAUACGUUAGCGCCAAGGAGAAGCAGCUCAACAUGGUGUUCCAAUUCGAUGUCGUCGAUGUCGGUUUCGGAAAGACUCAUAAAUAUGAGACUACACCCAAAAACUACACUCUUCCUCAACUUAAGGACGCUUUCGGUCGAACACAGAGCUUGAUUCAUGGAACAGAUGCUUGGACAACUGUAUUUAUGGAGAAUCAUGAUCAAGCUCGUUCUGUGUCACGCUUUACAAACGAUAGCCCUCAGUACAGAGUUGCAGGAGCCAAGCUCUUGGCUUUGCUACAGUCUUGCUUGAGUGGUACACAGUAUGUCUACCAAGGUCAAGAAAUCGGAUCAGUCAACGCACCAAAGGAGAGCUACCCUCUGGAGAACUACGUCGAUAUUGAGAGCUAUCAGUUCCUCGACAUUGUCAAGGAGCGAUCCAACAACGAUGAGCAAGAAAUCGACAAGGCCUUCAACGCUCUACAGCACUUGGCUCGGGAUCAUGCGCGUAUCCCCAUUUGUUGGAGCGAUGGAAAGCACGGAGGAUUCUCAGAAGCAGCUGAAAAGGCUGGACUACCUAUCAAAGCUCCUUGGAUGCAAGCUCACCCUCUAUCCCGAGAAGUCAAUGUCGCGUCUCAACUAGACGAUCCACAGAGUGUCCUAUCUUUCUGGAAGAAAGCCAUUGCCUUCCGAAAGGAGUUUCCCGAUCUUACUGUGUACGGAGAUUACAAGGUCAUUCGUCAGGAUGACUCUGAUAUUUAUGCUUUUGUGAAGGAGUCUCCUGCAGAUGGAUCCAAGGUUGCUGUCGUUCUUAACUUUACUACCGAAGACAAGACCUGGAGUGCUCCAACUUCUGAAGAGUUGGGAGUUACUAGUGGAAAGGAUGUAAAGCUUGUUCCGAUAAUGUCUACUCACACUGGAAAGGAAAAGACAGCUGUUCUGUCGCCAUUUGAGGGACGAGUCUAUUUGGUCACAUAG